Messenger RNA from Prorocentrum cordatum, 627 nucleotides. The record is from the annotation of a GenBank genome assembly. Lineage: Eukaryota; Dinophyceae; Prorocentrales; Prorocentraceae.
AUCGGCGUCAUCAAUGGUGUGUUCAUCCAGGAGACAUUCAAGGUCGCCUCGACCGACGACAACCUCAUGAUAUAUCAGAAGGAGCGCGCGGUGCGUUUGCACAGCCAGAAGAUGAAGCGCCUUUUCCGCGCGGCGGACGAGACUGGCGACGGGGUGCUCGACCACGGAGGAAUUCAGCAACGCUAUGAGCGACAGAGACGUGAAGACGUGGAUGGCAUCCAUGGAGCUCGACGUCAGCGACGCGGCCAGCGUUUUUCUGCUCGUGGACAAGGACGGCGACGGCACCCUGACCCCAGAGGAGCUCGUGCAGGGCGUGGCCCUCCUGAAGGGCGCGGCCAGGAGCAUUGACCUGCACAUGCUGCGCCGGGAGGUCGUUUCCACGGCUCACAGAACCCGAAGGUUAAACAAAUGCGCGAAGACGCUUGUUCAUAGGUCUGGCCGAAUUUUUUGGGGGUGGCGCCGACCCCUGAAGUCUGCGCGGACCUCCGAGAGUUUGUGUUCAUGCAAUAUUUACGUCUUCUACGUAUCACCCCAGAUGCGAACAAGACGCAGGUUCAAUUGUCAAUUUCCGCUGGUAACGUCACGGCUCUGGGCGGCUCUUGGCGCAUCGCGUUCCACAUGCCGAAG